Messenger RNA from Quercus robur (English oak), 2046 nucleotides. Its product is annotated as FRIGIDA-like protein 1. Bases 155 to 1840 code for a protein of 561 amino acids. The record is from RefSeq and is a predicted model, not a curated record. The transcript is spliced from 3 exons. Lineage: Eukaryota; Viridiplantae; Streptophyta; Magnoliopsida; Fagales; Fagaceae.
GUGUUCUCAGAAACAGAGCAAACUUCACCCCCAUCGUAAAACAGUAACACAAACACAAAAUCAACAGGGUCUUGGAACUUUGUCUUCAAUCAGAAACCUUGAAUCCCGUUAUACCAAUCUUCCCAAAAAAAAAACCCAAAUUUUUGUUCUAAUCAUGGCAACGCUGAAGACAAUCUCAGCAGCUCUGAAACUCAUAGACUCAAAGAAAGAGAACCUCAAAAAGGCCUUCGAUGACCUCCAAUCCCACUCUUCCCUCCUCUCCUCUUUCUCUCUCACAUGGUCAGAACUUGAUUCCCACUUCACCUCCCUCCAAAACUCGCUCAAUCAACGAUUCCAACACCUCGAAUCGCUCGAGUUGCAAAAACAGGCCGAGUCAACUCAGCCAAACCCUUCAGCUGACCCAUCAAGCUCACAAGCGCCAAACGCACAAACCACCCCAAAGGUCCCUCCUUUUUCAUCAAAAACUCCGACCCAGAUGACCAAAACCCGGGUUGACCAGGAUGGUGACGUGGGUUCGGGUCAAAUAGUUAAGCCUAGGCCCGAGUUAAAGGCUUUUUGUGAGAAUAUGGAUGGGUUGGGGUUGAGGAAGUUCUUAAUUGAGUACCCAAAUGGGCCAAAUGAGAGAAAAACAAUCAGGGAUGAGCUCCCUGGUGCAUUGCUAUGUGCUCCGGACCCGGCUGCAUUGGUUUUGGAUGCAAUGGAUUGGUUUUAUAAGGAUAAUAGUGUGAAUUUGAAGAAUAAGAAUAAUAAAGAUUGGGAAUUGGGUGGCUCAAAGAGGUGUUGUGUGCUUUUGUUGGAGGAACUUAUGAAGAUUAAGGCCAAUGUGAGUGAGGAAGUGAGGGAGAGAGCCAAGGAGUUGGCUCUGAAGUGGAUAGGGAAGGAGAGAAACAUUGAGAUGCACACGUUUGAGGUGCUGGGGUUGCUGCAUUUGGUGGCAGCCUAUGGGUUGCGGUCCGUCUUCAAUGAGGAUGACCUUGUGGAUUAUCUUGUUAUCAUUGCGCAGUAUCGGCAGUCUGCGGUGUUGUGCAAAGUUUUUGGUUUGGGGGAUAAAGCUGCCGAUCUCAUUCAGAAACUUGUAAGUAAGGGAAAGCAACUUCAGGCUGUCAAAUUUAUUUUUGAAUUUGAGCUGACUGAAAAGUUUCCACCAGUCCCCCUCUUGAAAGCCCAUUUAGAGGAUGCCAAGAAGGCUGCUAGGAAAGUUGUCAACGACGGAAAUCAUUCUCGCAAGUCAUUGAAUGAGGGCAUAGCCAAAGAAGUGGGUGCAUUGAAGUCAGUUAUUAAAGUUAUUGAAGACCACAAUCUUGAUUCUGAGUAUCCACGGGCAGACCUUGAAGGGCUUAUCGAGAAGCUGCAGAAGCGGGCAGAAAACAUCAAAAAACCUGCAGCAGCUCCUCCUGCCAAAUCUUAUCAGCCACAGCAGCACCGGCACCAGCACCAGCAACAGAGUGGAAACAAGCGUCCUCGAAUGGAUUCUCCAGUUAGUCCUGCAGCAGCACCAAUAAAUGUUGGUGGCAUGAAUUCAACAAUUCCCCAAUAUCAACAAUCUCAUCUACAGUCAGCAGGUUUGUUGCCAGAGCAUCCAGCUUCAUAUGGGAGCUUGUCAGCUGUGCCCUAUGGCAUGGUGGGCCAGAGUCCUACUGUUGCCCCUUACAUGGGCCCAUCAGCUGGGUUGUAUGGUUAUCCAGGAGCCCCUGUGGGUUUUUCUGGGGACCCAAGCCCUUCUAGUUCCCAUCUAUACUCAUCAGAACCAUAUGUGCCAUCUGAUUAUUAUGUUAGGCCAACUGCCUAUGAUGGAUAUGGUGUGCCACCCCAAUACCAUCCAUCAUACUAUCAUAAGUAAAUUGAUGCACUCUGUCUUUGUGAUAGUAUAUUUUUGGAUGGUAUAGUAGCUUUCACAUUGCAGCGCUGGUUAUCGGAAAGCAUAGCUUGCUUUUUUGAUCACCUGAUUGUAGUACAGCAACUAGAUACGGUGAUUAAGGAUUGUGAGAUUUUCUAGCGUCACAUUCUUAAUUACUUAAAUUAUUUUUAACAGGGUCUUUAGGUCAA